AUGAACCGGGACUCGUCUCAUAUGAGUGCCAAACUCCUGGCGGCAGAGGUGAGCGACUUGGAGCAAGGUGGAAUGUGCAGCCGCUGUGAAAAGGCCAUCACGGGAGAGAACUCUUCGGGCUUCUCGUACUUGAAGCUGUUUUUGGUCUUUUUCCUAUGCCAGAUCCCUGUCUUGGGGCUUAGCUUCCUUACCUUCCAUAACUUCCAGACGAAUAAUGUUGGUCCUGUAUCCAGAGGAAUCGACCAGCAAGAUUACUUCACUCUCGAGAGCUACAACUCCACCGAGAAGCUCUACGACAUUGUAGAUGCUGCUGAUAAAUCGCCGGAAGCAGACGCGUUCUGGCAUGAGCUUCAGGAAACUGAUGGCAUAGUCGCGGUCCAUAGCGAAUGGGCAAAGAAACAGGAACUUCCCGAGACAGUCUCUCACCCUGACGAUCCGGCUUCCAAGAUUUACCAAAUCAACGUCUUCCACGCGCUGCACUGCUUGUACCGCAUCAGAAACAGACUCACAUCAAACAUACCCCUCGAGAAGUGGCCGCGCAACGACAUCCAUACCAUGCACUGCGUAGACCACAUCCGAAACGACUUGAUGUGCCACGCCGACAUCUCGCUCUCGGGGUCGGACGAGUACGUCUCGUUCAACUCGCACAGUCACCAUCAGAAGUGCAGAGACUUGGGGGCCCUACAGAGAUGGGCGAAGCGACACAGCUGGGCUGGGUACAAGGUUUACUUGGAAGGCGUUAUUGGGUAUGACUUCAACAAGGCAGAGCGUGUGAACAUGGCUACGGCUGGGAAAGGGCACUGGAAUAAGGCGCAAAGUACGCUUGACAAGGACACUGGGAAGAUUGAGCUUUGGUUUGAAGAGGAUUGA
Molecule: messenger RNA, 870 nt
Organism: Colletotrichum fioriniae
Lineage: Eukaryota; Fungi; Ascomycota; Sordariomycetes; Glomerellales; Glomerellaceae
Biological process (GO): mycotoxin biosynthetic process
Source: RefSeq, a predicted model, not a curated record